Molecule: messenger RNA, 1535 nt
Organism: Gymnodraco acuticeps
Lineage: Eukaryota; Metazoa; Chordata; Actinopteri; Perciformes; Bathydraconidae
Product: NADPH oxidase organizer 1-like
Exons: 9
Coding region: 46-1488 (480 amino acids)
Biological process (GO): superoxide anion generation
Molecular function (GO): superoxide-generating NADPH oxidase activator activity; phosphatidylinositol binding; protein binding
Source: RefSeq, a predicted model, not a curated record
GGUCCUCCGCUCGCAUCUCCUGUGGGCGGGUCUUCACUUCACACAAUGGCUGGGGAUCAACGCGUUGUAAUCAGUGCUCGCAUUAUUGGAGCCGUGCACAGGGACACUCCUAAACUCAAGAUGUUCAUGAUUUCUGUGUUGUGGUCGGACAACACUGAAGUGAUCAUUUACAGGUCCUUCCAGGAGUUCAGGAAAUGCCAUAGGCAGCUGAAGAAGAGAUUCUCUAUCAUGAACAUUUUCAAGAAAAAUAACAGAGUGAUCCCCAAAUUUAGAGGACAGGCCAGGAAGAGCAGCCAGAAGAAAGGAUCCAAGCGCUCCAUCCAACGCAUGAAGUUCCUGGAGAGCUACUGCGAGAAAGUUCUGAAGUGCGAUCAAAGUGUGACACGGACCCCAGAGGUGACUCAGUUCUUCAUGCCCAAAGAUCACGACCUGCAGCCAGACUUCACCAAGAACAGCAUCAUGAUCCUGAUGUCUGAUGAUCUGCCUGAUGGAGGAGGAGGAGGAGGAGGGGAGGAGGAGGAGGAGGAGGAGGAGGAGGAGGAGGAGGCAUUUGUCACCCAGACUUACUCCUGCGUGGCCGCCUACGAGACAAAAGAUACCAAGAAUCGUCCGUUUAAGGUCGCUAUGGGCGAGAAGCUGGACGUGCUGAUCAAAGAUCCUGCAGGUUGGUGGCUGGUUGAGAACGACUCAAAGAGUUUGGCUUGGUUUCCUGCUCCCUACCUGCAGUUAUUGGACGGAGAGGAUGAGGAAGACUCUGUAUUCCAGAAUGCAGGUGACCUGUACUGUGCCGUGAGGAGUUACACAACGAAGCAGCACGACGAGGUGUCUGUGCCCAUCGGCUCCGCGGUGGAGGUGCUGAGGAAGUCUCACGACGGCUGGUGGCUCGUAAGAUUCAAUGGCAAGGCAGGUUACAUCCCCUCCAUGAACCUUCAGCCCUAUAACAACACUCGGGCUGGCCUCUACAGCCUGCAGAGGAAGCUGCACAGCUCCACCCUGAACCUGGCCUCCAGCAGGGAGGCUCCGGCUUCACGUCGAUCCAGCGAUAACACCGGUCUGCGAAGUGAUUCUGCAAUUCAGUUCAGAGGGCAUCUCCACAAGGCCCGAUCCCUGGACGUCCUCUCUGAGACCCGGACGCAGAUGGAGAGGGAUGCAGAAGGAGCACGAAGCAUGAGCAACACGUGCACCGAUACCAGCGUCUCAGUCUUCAAAUCCAACUUGGCAGACAGAGGAAGUCCUUUGGCAUCGCCUCAGCAAAGCGACAGCAACAUUGAUCUCAGCCUCUUAGACCGGUGUGGCUCCUAUACCAGCGACGAGAGGUCUGAAUAUGCAAGCUCCAAUGUUUCUAGGAGAUCAUCAGUCGUUCCCCAGGUGCCUGCUCGACCCAAAACAGAGGAGAUCCUGACCCGCUGCUCCACCAUGACCCGAAAGGCAGCUCUGGCCAACAAGACCCGGCGCCACAGUCUGCCAGAGACCAUUCACCGCUGCUAGGGAGUCACAUUCCUUAGAUUUAUUCAGUGUGCAUGUAACAUGUUCAC